AUGACAACUCUCAAACCCAAAUACAAACCCUUCCCCAUGAACCUCCUCUCCCAACCAGACAACAACCUCCAAACCUACACGGGCAACUGCCACUGCGGCCACAUACAAUUCACAGUCACCAUCUCGCCCCCCUUCCCCGAACACCAGGUCGCAUCGUGCAACUGCUCCAUCUGCCGACGAAACGGAUACCUACUCAUCUACCCGUUGCGCGAAAACGUCACAAUCACAAAGGGUGACGGCCAAGAGGGGCAAUAUAGGUUCAAUCGGCGAAAAGCUACGCACAAGUUUUGCGGACGGUGCGGUAGUUCUGUCUUUGUGGAUUUUAAUGGGCAGGAGGCGAAGGAUGUUAUUGGUGUGAAUGUUCGUCUGUUGAAUGGUGUUGAUUUGGAUGAUUUGGCAUUGAGGUUUGUGGAUGGGGCUAGUCAUCCUGGGGAGUAUCGCGUAGAUUAG
Molecule: messenger RNA, 450 nt
Organism: Pochonia chlamydosporia 170
Lineage: Eukaryota; Fungi; Ascomycota; Sordariomycetes; Hypocreales; Clavicipitaceae
Product: glutathione-dependent formaldehyde-activating enzyme domain-containing protein
Exons: 2
Coding region: 1-450 (149 amino acids)
Molecular function (GO): carbon-sulfur lyase activity
Source: RefSeq, a predicted model, not a curated record